This is a messenger RNA of Acanthocheilonema viteae, 759 nucleotides long. Lineage: Eukaryota; Metazoa; Nematoda; Chromadorea; Rhabditida; Onchocercidae. The record is from the annotation of a GenBank genome assembly.
AUGGAAGACCUGCGUAGUUCUAAUGAAAAUGAAGCGGAAGCCAAGAAACGCUGGCAGAAGGCAGAUGCAGUUUGUUUCGAUGUCGACUCUACCUUGUAUACUAAUGAAAUGCUCGAUGAAUUCGCAAAAUACCUUCAUUGCUAUGAAGUUGCAAAAUUCACCGAAGAAACAAUGAAUGGUAAGAUUUCAUUUCGUGAAUCUUUAAAGAUUCGUUUAAAUAUUCUUAAACCAACGCGGAAACAGUUGGAAGAUUUCAUUCAAAAAAGAAAAUUAAGAUUGACAUCUGGCAGUGAAGCUUUAGUUGCUGAAUUGCAUCAUCGUCUUAUUCCCGUUUAUUUGAUCAGUGGUGGCUUUUUUCCAAUGAUUCUUCCGGUAGCAAAGGUUCUUAAAAUUCCUGACACAAAUAUUUAUGCAAAUGAGAUAUUCUUCGAUGAAAAUGGAUUUUUCAUUGGCUUUGAUGAAACAAGAAUAACCAGUGACUCAAAUUCUGAAAAUUUCGGUAAAGCAGCAGUCUGUAAAAAGUUAAAGGACGAGAAAGGGUACCGAAAUUUAGUAAUGAUUGGUGAUGGUGUUACCGAUCUGGAAGCAUCCGCACAAGCGGACCUAUUCAUUGGCUUUGGUGGGAACCGAUGUCGUGAAGUGGUGAAAAGAAAAGCGGCAUGAAUUCCAUUGCAUAGUCUAUUGUUUAACAAUCAUAACGUUAGAGAAUUGGCACUUAGUUUAAAUUUAUUAGAGUCUGAAGAUUUUCGUCCAACGUAA